Messenger RNA from Xiphophorus hellerii (green swordtail), 1056 nucleotides. RefSeq names its product outer dense fiber protein 3-like. Gene Ontology annotation, cellular component: cytoskeleton. The record is from RefSeq and is a predicted model, not a curated record. Lineage: Eukaryota; Metazoa; Chordata; Actinopteri; Cyprinodontiformes; Poeciliidae. Bases 39 to 818 code for a protein of 259 amino acids. The transcript is spliced from 7 exons.
GGGGGACAGAAGGAGCUGGACCAGGAACGGUAUAAGCAAUGGUGAAAGAUGACCCUUGGGUUGGGACCUGGAGGCCCCACAGGCCGAGAGGACUCAUAGCUGCACAGUUAGGGACUCCUGGUCCUAAAUAUGUACUACCUGGUCUAACAGGUGCAAAUAACCAUGACGUAACAAAACCUAAAGCACCAGCGUACUCCAUAAGUGCUCGUCCCAAAGUGACAAACACCGACUGUUCCCCUGGACCCAAGUACAUGAUCCCCCCCAAUUUAACCAGAUUUGGCAAAGAUGGGACACCGGCAUAUUCAAUUCAUGGUCGUCCAAAGCCUUUUGCAAUGUUCCGUACUCCUGGACCUGCACAGUACUACCCAGAGAAUGCAAAAAAGAGUUUGUUCAGAUCCGCCCCUUCAUUUACUCUCUCUGCGAGACACAAAGAUAUUGCUAAAACCCAAACUCCAGGUCCAGCUUCCUACAAACUCCCCGGUAUAAUUGGGACAAAAGAAAUAACAAGCCCUUCAUCUCCCUCCUUCACACUCAUGGGCCGUACUCAAAAAGGAUCCUUUUUCGAGGAUCUUAGAAAGACUCCAGGUCCUGCUGCCUACAAUCCUGCAGACCCGUAUUACUCCAGGCUAAAACCGCCACACUGUACAAUGAAAGGUCGCAAUUUCCUUCCUGACAGAAAUGCACAAACACCGGGUCCAGGAGCAUACUAUCCAGAGAAGACAAACUUUAUAAAACCAAAAGCUCCCAGUGUAACCUUUGGAAUUCACCAUUCACCAUACUCAGUCCCCUUUAUCGUGAACAUGGAUGGUUUCUUCUAAAGAGCAGAGUUCAAUAAAACUCAAUAAGCAAAGCACAAGAUAACUGUGAUCAUGUUACUCCUUUAGCUUUAUUUUCACAGCAAAUUGUCUGAGUUAUUAAUAAUGCUGGUAUCUGAAAAGGGCUAAGAAUUUAGCUGAUGAAACACAAUUUCAGUUUAACAGUACUUGAAACUGUUACAGAGUGAUUUUUUUUAUUUUAGUUUAUUAUUUUAAGCACUUCUGAAUUACUAAUUUUCAG